GGACGCCCCUACCCACGACUCCACAAGCGAGACCUUACCAGCAGAUCUCAAGCGCAUACGUAAAGGCACGCGGAGCUGUGUUGAGUGUGGGUCGCCCUGGAUUAAUAUAUUAACCUACCCGUGCGCUCACCUCGUAAUCAACAGGCCGGCAGCGCAAGAUCCGAUGUCUAUGGGAUCAUCCAGAUGAUAACGCUUGCACAUCGUGUGUGGCACGUGGCCGCGACUGCGUGCCUCAGCUCUAUACUCGCCGUGUUGCCAACACGAGCAAGGUCAGCUCCAAAGACCGCAUUGCACGUCUAGAAGCGCAAUUAGCGAAUAUCACGGCCACUACGCAUGGCGCAAAUGAUGCGACAUUCGGUCAGUAUGAUCCCGCGGGUGGGAGCUCUGCGCCAGUCUUCGAUGACCAGGGCUCGGACACGGACGAUCCAACCAUGCACGAAGGACCUGCUGCGCUUCCCGAGCAUCUACGCUUCUUGUUCGACAACGCCCUCAUAGGGCCGGAUGAGCGCAUUCAGCACCGAGAAGACGACGAAGAAGCUCGAGGUCAAGUCUGCUCCACUCGCUAUGCGGACGCUGCCCGAGCCCGACUCCAACGACUGAUGCCGAGCAGAGACGACGUGGCGGCCGUGUCUUCGUACGCCAUCACCUGGAUGAGUUUUUACUACGAGCUUUUUCCCUCGCCAUCAGUGACUCCACAACGGGGCCACAUGAUGGACAAGUACGCGCACAUGCUCGAGCCUGAUGCGGAUAUCGUGCACAUUGCGUCUUUCCUGUUGACGUUUGCACUCACUGCAAGACAGCUGCCUCAAGGUGGCAACGGAUUGAUUUUGAACGGCUGGAAAGACGUUCAUUCAUAUGUCAAGGCUGUGAUGGCUACCGUCGACGCAGUGAUCAUAUCACAUGCCGGAAUUGCUGCUACGAUUGAGGGCGCAUCUGUAUCCGUCCUGUUCUUGCGCUUGCAGCUCGGUCUCGGACGAGUACGAUCGCUGUGGCUCACGCUGCGUAGGACCGUUGCUCUUGCAGAGAUAGCUGGUCUACCGCGCGCCUGGUACUCCGCUCAUUAUCUCCGCACGAGAACGAGUGGCGCGCCGGACAGCUUGACUCCCGGGUCUGCCGACGGAGUGUACCUGUGGGAGUCCAUUUGCGCAACGGACAGAAUGGCGAGCAUGAUGUUCAAUUUGCCCGCUGCCACUACGACCUAUAAAUUCCCACGCAAACAAAUCGUCGAUGCGGACGGCUCAGUGCGGGCACAGUCUUAUAUGUUCGAAGAGGCUGGUAUCGCAAUGCGCAUAUCCGAACUGGACGAUGGAUAUAUGCACCGAGGGCCCGAAGAUGCCGCGUACCAAAAGGUGUUGGAGUGUGACAGGGAGCUUCGUUCACUCAAGUCUCUCACGCCAUCCAGUUGGUGGCAAGAAGAAGCAGAAUUCCUAUCUGGGGCAAUGCUUGUCCAGUUCUGGCACUACUACCUUGCUGUCAGAAUACAUCUUCACGCUGCAAUGGCCAACGACGCUCACGACCAAUACGCCUACAGCCGUGCAACAUGCUUGGACGCUUGCCUCUCCGUGGCUCGACGGUAUUCCUACCUCCGCCGUGCUCUACCCGCUGGCUUCUUCGUGUGCAGAAUCGUAGACAUGCAAGUCUUCACCGCUGCAAUCUACCUCGUGCUCUCCUCGCACGAACACGAUCCUAUACCAUCCGAAGAAGAAAGCUCAUACAGCCUCUCAUGUGUCGAGCACGUCAUCACCAUCAUGGACCACGUCUCUGCAGGACAAAUUGGCAACGAAUUCCCUCUUGCUGCCGCGGCGACUCUCAGAGCUCUCAUUACCCAUCUCACUCUACCCAAAUCUGCGCACGCUCCUGCUGUGACUUUGCGGAUCCCUCUUCUUGGCAGAGUUCAUGUUGGACGCAGGGUACAGAAUUCUGCCUGCGCCAGCAGCGGCAGCGGCAGCGGCAGCAGCAGCACUACCAGGACGAACCCAAGCGACAUGACACCACACCUAAAUACUGUCACACCAGGAGGAAGCCAUUCCCAAUCUGCAGCAACUGAUCCUACAGGAUCUACAGACCCAACCACUACUGCCACUGCUCCUGCUGCUCUUACAAACUUGAACGCAUACGAUCCUACUACCACUACCGCUGCUCCCAUUUAUGAACCCUGGAUGCAACUAGACAUCAACACAUCAUUCCAAGAUCCCUUUUUUGCAGAAGAAGACAUGGGAGGAGAUUUUAUUGACCCCUGGAUGGUGCGAAUGACUGAUAAUGAUGAGACAAUGAUGUCCAUCAUGAUGGGUGGCGGCGGCGGCGGCGGCGGCGGCGGUGGUGGUGGUGGUGGUAGUGGCGAUGUGGACAUUCUUGGGAAUACGAUGAGAUAGUUUUGAACAUGGGAAAGGUAGCAAAAAAGAAAACUGAUGAACAUAGAUAAUUGCGUGGGUUUUCCAGCUCUAUUGGUCAACUGUCUCAUCGUCAAUGGGGGCAUUCAUUUAUCAAGAUAUUACCGAGAUCUUUAUUUUCUAGACAAGCAAUUAGAAAGAU
Molecule: messenger RNA, 2532 nt
Organism: Sphaerulina musiva SO2202
Lineage: Eukaryota; Fungi; Ascomycota; Dothideomycetes; Mycosphaerellales; Mycosphaerellaceae
Exons: 3
Coding region: 432-2372 (646 amino acids)
Source: RefSeq, a predicted model, not a curated record